AUGAAUUCUACCGCAAAUAGCACCAGCCAAAUCCCCCCCAAUGGCAUCGGCGCCGUAUCUUUCACACCACUCCUUGCGCCAAAUGCUCUUUUCGUCACAUUAUUCACCAUUCUUUUUACUAUUCAAAUCAUCCUGAACAUUAAAUUCUGGCGGUUUUACGGCUAUGCUACCGGCAUGUUGGGCGGUCUCCUCUUAGAGAUGCUAGGAUACGUCGCCAAAGUCCAACUCUCCCAUAAUCGAGCCAACAAGAACGGAUAUAUCAUGUACAUCAUUGGCCUCACCCUCGGCCCUACCUUUCUGUCUUCUUCCCUGUAUCUCGGUAUAAGCACCUUGCAAAGACACUACAAAUCAGCCCGCCUCGCACGCAUCAGCCCUCGGCUCUUUGCCUCUCUCUUCAUCCUCGGCGACUUCAUAUGCCUUUGUUUCAUCGGUUGUGGAGGCUCUCUUGCCGCGAUAUUCGACACGAACCCCAUAGGCGUCGAUCUUAUGAUUGCAGGACUCGCAACACAAGUCUUGUUCACGGCAAUUUUCUGCCUUCUCCUCGCCAUAGUAUGCUUCAAGAUACACAAACAGCUUGCCGAGGACAAGAAGUUGGCAUACAUUGUUGAGCUCAAUGGAGGUUUCAACGGCCCCCUGUCCUCAAAAGAGGGUCUUUUCAUCGCAUUAGACUCCAUUCCCAUGGUUCUCAUGUCAGUUCUCUUGACAGUAAUACACCCAGAGUUUUGGUUCGACAACGGUCGCCCUCUCUCUGGGAAAGUAACCGAGGAAGGGCUUGAAGUACACAUUAAAGUCUGA
This is a messenger RNA of Trichoderma gamsii, 795 nucleotides long. RefSeq lists its product as hypothetical. The record is from RefSeq and is a predicted model, not a curated record. NCBI's taxonomy places the organism in Eukaryota, Fungi, Ascomycota, Sordariomycetes, Hypocreales, Hypocreaceae. The coding region runs from base 1 to 795 and encodes 264 amino acids. Gene Ontology annotation, cellular component: plasma membrane; fungal-type vacuole. The transcript is spliced from 3 exons.